This is a messenger RNA of Apus apus (common swift), 3641 nucleotides long. It is a transcript of the gene PLPPR4, whose product is annotated as phospholipid phosphatase related 4. The transcript is spliced from 7 exons. Gene Ontology annotation, molecular function: phosphatidate phosphatase activity. The coding region runs from base 28 to 2187 and encodes 719 amino acids. Gene Ontology annotation, biological process: axonogenesis; signal transduction; phospholipid metabolic process. The record is from RefSeq and is a predicted model, not a curated record. NCBI's taxonomy places the organism in Eukaryota, Metazoa, Chordata, Aves, Apodiformes, Apodidae.
GGGGCCGCCGCCCGCAGCCCCGGCAGCAUGUCCGCCAAGGAGCGGCAAAAGGGCGCAGUGACCAAGGACAGCGUCACCCUCCUGCCCUGCUUCUACUUCGUGGAGUUGCCCAUAUUGGCAUCAUCUGUUGUUAGCCUCUAUUUUCUUGAACUUACUGAUGUGUUCAAGCCAGUUCACUCUGGAUUUAAUUGCUAUGAUAAGAGUCUGAGUAUGCCAUACAUUGAACCUACACAAGAGUCUGUUCCCUUCUUGAUGUUGCUUAGUCUGGUUUUUGCUGGACCAUCAAUUACGAUAAUGAUAGGAGAAGGAAUUCUUUACUGUUGCCUGUCCAAAAGAAGAAAUGGGAUUGGAACAGAGGCCAAUAUUAAUGCAGGAGGAUGCAACUUCAAUUCUUUUCUUAGAAGAGCUGUCAGAUUUGUUGGUGUUCAUGUGUUUGGCCUUUGUUCUACUGCUCUUGUUACUGAUAUUAUACAACUAUCAACAGGAUAUCAGGCACCGUAUUUCCUGACUGUUUGCAAGCCAAACUAUACAUCCUUAAAUGUAUCCUGCUCAGAGAAUUCAUAUGUUGUGGAAGAUAUUUGCUCAGGAUCUGAUCUUAGUGUUAUCAAUGCUGGAAGAAAGUCAUUCCCGUCUCAACACGCCACCUUGGCAGCCUUUGCAGCAGUGUACAUUUCGAUGUACUUCAAUUCUACGUUAACAGACUCCUCAAAACUUCUGAAACCACUCUUGGUCUUUGCUUUUAUCAUCUGUGGAAUUAUAUGUGGUCUGACUCGUAUCACCCAGUAUAAGAAUCACCCAGUUGAUGUUUACUGUGGCUUUCUCAUAGGAGGAGGAAUUGCUCUUUAUUUGGGUCUGUAUGCUGUGGGGAACUUCUUACCAAGUGACGAGAAUGUGUUUCACCAGAAUUUUCACAGAGAACCUCUAAGGUCUUUGACAGACCUCAGUCAAGACGCCAACAGAAUCCUGCCAGGUAAAAAUGGUAGCAGCAGUGACGGCAUUGUCUCUCACCGUGCAGAAGGUAUCCUAAACAGGAACCACAGAGAAUCAGGGUCUCUGACCAAUAUCAAGAGAGCAAAUGCUGAUGUAGAAAUAAUAACACCACGAAGCCCAAUGGGAAAGGAAAAUAUGGUUACUUUCAGCAACACUUUGCCAAGAGUCAAUACACCAUCCUUGGAAGAUCCAGCAAGACGAAAUGCAACAAUACAUGCAUCAAUGGAUUCUGCCCGUUCCAAACAGCUGCUUUCCCAGUGGAAGAACAAGAAUGAAAGUCGAAAGUUGUCACUGCAAGUAAUAGAGACUGAGUCUGGCCAGUCACCACCAAGGGCUAUUGAAAUGAGGUCAAGCUCAGAACCUUCCAGAGUGGGGGUAAAUGGUGAUCAUCAUGGCCCAACUAGCCAAUACCUGAAAAUUCAGCCUGGCAGUGUACCAGGCUGUAACAACACAGGUCUUUCUGGAGGGCCACGGGUCUCUAUUCAGUCACGUCCUGGCUCAUCCCAGCUAGUGCAUAUUCCUGAAGAAACUCAGGAGAACGUGAACACAUCACCCAAAAGCAGUUCAGCUAGAGCUAAAUGGCUGAAAGCUGCUGAGAAGAGUGUUGCAUGUAGAAGCAAUAGCCAGCCAAGAAUCAUGCAAGUAAUAGCCAUGUCUAAGCAGCAAGGAGUGCUUCAGGGCAGUCCAAAAAGUUCAGAUGGAAGCACAGUCACCUGUACAGGAGCCAUCAGAUAUAAAACUUUGACAGACCAUGAGCCAAGUAGCAUUGUCAGAGUUGAGGCCCAUCCAGAAAAUAACAGACCUGUAAUUCAGAUGCCAUCAGAAGGUGAAGGAAGUGGGUCAUGGAAAUGGAAAGGUCCUGAAAAAAUCACCCUUCGUCAGACAUAUGAGCUAAACGAUCUUAACAGAGACUCUGAGAGCUGUGACUCCUUAAAAGACAGUUAUGGGUCAGGUGACAGGAAAAGGAGCAACAUAGAUAACAGUGAGCAUCACCAUCAUGGAAUCACUACAAUAAGAGUCACACCAGUAGAAGGAAGUGAAAUUGGCUCAGAGACUCUGUCCAUUUCUUCUAGCCGGGACUCAACGCUUCGAAGAAAAGGGAACAUCAUUUUAAUCCCUGAGAGGGGAAGCAGUCCAGAGAACACCAGAAACAUCUUCUAUAAAGGCACAUCUCCCACACGAGCAUACAAGGAAUGAGGGGAGACAUAUCUGCUGGUCCGUACCACCACAAAGUAAACACAUCUUCACACAGGUUCUGCUCUCUACGUUUUGAGCUGAUACUUAUCUUUGAUGUGCCAACUUAUUGACCAGCAGCCCAACUGUUGUUGAACACUGGUGAUGUGCAACGUGUAUGAACCUGUGGAAAGCAUGUGGUGGGGGGGAAAGCACAAUGCCAGGACCUAACUAAUGUGAAACAUUUUCAUGCAGCUUGUUUCUUCAGACUCAAAACGUUUAUCUGAGGGUGAUGAUGUCAAUCAAAACAAUGGUCUUGAACACAGACACUUUAUUUCCUGAAUGUGCCAACUUUUUGAUUUAUUUAUAUUUGUGUCCAAAAUCAGCUGGAUUUUUCACAGCAAAGGCUGUAUCAGUGGUAUAUAUUCAACUUUGCAUAGUUUGCACCAAAUCUUUAAUACAGGAUGGUGCUGAUAACUUUACAUGUUUUGAAAAAUUGCAUACUUAUUAGACUCUACAAACACAUGACGUAUUGAUGUGCAGUUACUUUAAAAGUAUAUUGUUAGAACUAUGAUAAUGCUGGCUGCAUUCAUUUAGCUUAGGAAAUAUUUACAGCUUUGUUAUAGUGGAUCUGUCACAUUCAAAGAUUGCAAAGGUUUUGUGUAGUUCUUUAAGCUGUCUACUGCAACAAAAAAUGUGUGGAUGACAUUCCAUUAGAAUGGAAUAUCUAUCUAUUUUGAAUAGUUUUGCUGCUGCUGCUCAACUUCUGUUUAAGAACAGGUGCUACUAAUGAAGAGGCUGCUUCUUAGUGGGCUAACUUGUAGAGUUGUUUUAAAUUGUGUUUUUUAAGGGGUCUUUUAAAGCACUACAAGUUAUUCAGAUUUUACAUUUUUAAACAUCUUAUUCUGUUCUUCAGCAACCCUUCCAUUUUUGUAUGAGUUUUUAACCAUAUAAUGCAGGACACCAAUAACUGCAAGAUGUGCAAAUGUGAAAAGUGAGCCAUGAGUUAAUAAAAAUAAACAGCCACUUUCCUGACCAGCUUCCAAGGGCGCUAAUUAAUCUGAUAGCUCACACUUAGAAUCAUAGAAUCUCAGGGGUUGGAAGGGACCUCAAAAGAUCAUCCAGUCCAACCCUCCUGCCAGAGCAGGAUCACCUAGAGCACAUCACACAGGAACGUGUCCAGGCAGGUUUUGAAUGUCUCCAGCAAAGGAGACUCCACAACCUCUCUGGGCAGCCUGUCCCAGGGCUCUGUCACUCUCACAGUAAAGAAGUGUUUUCUGAUGUUUACGUGGAACCUCCUAUGCUCCAGUUUGCACCCACUGCCCCUUGUCCUAUCACUGGACAUCACUGAAAAAAUCCUGGCUCCAUCCUCCAGAGACUCCCCCUUAUUUGUAAACAUUGAUGAGGUCGCCCCUCAGUCUCCUCUUUUCCAAGCUAAAGAGACCCAGCUCCCUCAGCCUUUCCUCAUAAGGGAGAUG